AUGCAUCAUGAUACUUCGAAGGACCAUCAGAAAAAGAAAAAAUUAAAAUUGUAAGUUUAAUUUUAUUUAUUUGCCGGAGAAUAUUAUAAAAUACAACAAUAUAAUUCAGAACUCGAAAAUCGACUCGAAAAAUGUUAGGAAAGUGGAGUCGAAUGAAUUCGGAAAAUGCAGAAGAAGAUGAAGUUUGUGAGAAAAUUGUAUUAUCAAAACCGCAAAAAUUAAUGGGAAUACGAUUAUCGGAAGCAUUUUCAAUGGAUCCAUCACUCGAUGGUAUACAAAUUCCUUCAUUUUUUAGAAUCGCAUUGGACUUUAUUGAAGAGCAUGGUGAGGUUUAUUUAAAAAAUUAUUAUCCUAUAAAAAAGAAAUAAUAUAGGUUUGGCAGUCGAAGGAAUUUAUCGACUUUCCCCACCAAAAAAUCGAUUAGAUGAAUUGGAACGUCGAGUGAAUUGUAUUGAACCAAUGAUAUUUGCUGAUGUUCAUGAUGCAACUGGAAUUAUUAAAAGAUUUCUUCGACAAAUUCCUGAACCAAUAGUUCCACCAGAAUUCGAAUUAAUUGCCGAAUCUUGUGAUUGUGGACUUUCAACAGCAAAUCAUUUAACACCACAAUUAUAUUGUCAAUGUGGAGCUGUUCAAACAAUGCGACAAUCUUUGAAUUGUAUGGAACCUGAGAAAAGAACUCUUUUUGUUUAUGUUUUUCUUCAUGCUCAAAAUGUUAUGAGAAUGGUGAGCAUUUUUGAAAAAUUCUAGAAACUAUUUAGUUUUUGUUUAGGAAAAAGAAAAUAAAAUGGGUCUUGCUGCUCUUGGUCUUCUUCUUCAAACAAUUCUGGAAAUGUCUCGAAAACUUGUUUGUUUCACAAUUCAUGCUAUUCGCCCAAUUUUCGAUGAUCCAUCUUGUCCUCCAGAUUCAAAUUUUCUCAUCGAUAAUACUGUCAAAAUCAAAAAGUGA
Molecule: messenger RNA, 946 nt
Organism: Caenorhabditis angaria
Lineage: Eukaryota; Metazoa; Nematoda; Chromadorea; Rhabditida; Rhabditidae
Source: the annotation of a GenBank genome assembly